CUCUCCCCGUCUCUGCCUUCCUAUCCGUCUUUAUCUUCAUCUUGUCUUGCCUUUCCUCCAAGGCAAGAAAAAUGAGGCGCGCCCGAAGAGAUUCCGGUGGCAAACGAGAGACGACAGAAAGAGGGUUGGUUGGAGUAGACAGAAAGUUGGUUUUACUGGAUGGGUUGGGAGAAGCGUGGUAAAGCAGGCAAAGAGACUGAUCGGAACAGAAGAGCAAGAAACACGCAACCGGACACAAUGGAGGAGCUUGGAAUUGUGCCACAGUCGGAACACCCCCACAACAAAAUCGACAAACUAACGGCAAAGGCCGCCAAUGGAUCGCUCAACAAGAACGCCAACAGCAAUGGCAACAAUAACAACGACGUCUACUUGAGGCUCAAAAAGCUCGAAAAGAACUUGGAGCUUAUUCUUUUACAGGAGGAGUACAUCAAGGAUGAACAACGCUAUCUCAAGAGAGAGCUGGUCAGGGCACAGGAAGAGGUAAAGAAGAUCCAGUCUGUCCCUCUAGUCAUUGGGCAGUUUCUUGAACCAAUUGACCAAACGACAGGUAUUGUGUCUUCCACUACAGGAUCUAACUACGUUGUCAGAAUACUAUCAACAUUAGACAGAGAGUUGUUGAAACCAGCGGCAUCCGUGGCAUUGCACCGCCAUUCAAACGCUUUGGUUGACAUAUUGCCUCCAGAGGCGGAUUCGUCUAUCUCCAUUGUUGGCGAGAAGGAGAAGCCAGACGUUACGUACAACGAUGUCGGUGGACUAGACAUGCAGAAGCAGGAGAUCAGAGAAGCUGUGGAGUUACCGUUGGUGCAAGCAGACUUAUAUAAGCAGAUUGGUAUCGAUCCCCCAAGAGGUGUCCUACUCUAUGGGCCUCCGGGUACAGGAAAGACUAUGUUGGUCAAGGCGGUUGCUAAUGGAUCAACAGCCUCUUUUAUCAGAAUCAACGGUUCCGAGUUUGUUCAAAAGUAUUUGGGAGAAGGUCCAAGGAUGGUGAGAGAUGUUUUCAGAUUGGCAAGAGAAAAUGCACCUUCUAUCAUUUUCAUCGAUGAAAUCGACGCUAUUGCAACAAAGAGAUUCGACGCACAGACAGGUGCUGACAGAGAAGUCCAGAGAAUUUUGAUUGAGCUAUUAACACAGAUGGAUGGUUUCGACCAGGCCACAAACGUGAAGGUCAUAAUGGCUACGAAUAGAGCGGACACUUUGGACCCUGCACUUCUCAGACCUGGUAGAUUGGAUAGAAAGAUUGAGUUCCCAUCCUUGAAGGAUAGGAGGGAAAGACGUAUGAUUUUCAGCACGGUGGCUUCGAAGAUGUCAUUGGCACCUGAAGCAGACUUGGACUCAUUGAUUAUGAGAAAUGAUCCUUUGAGUGGUGCAGUCAUUGCUGCGAUCAUGCAAGAUGCUGGUUUGAGAGCUGUCAGGAAGAACAGAUACAUGAUAAUACAGAGUGAUUUGGAAGAAGCUUAUACCGCACAAGUGAAGUCAGGUAGUGAAGUAGACAAGUUCGAUUUCUACAAAUGAUGUUGAUAUUAUUAUAUACUGGUCCCACCCGUUGUCGUGCCGGUAACUCUGUAGUUUUAAUAAUUUAAUAUCCCUUUAUAAUCAACAAAGAAAGUUAUACACAUAUACCUAUCUAUAUACAUCUGCCUACAUGAGAUUGUAGAUACCGAGACCCGGAGUAAACGUAUCUAUGCCGUGC
Molecule: messenger RNA, 1690 nt
Organism: Pichia membranifaciens NRRL Y-2026
Lineage: Eukaryota; Fungi; Ascomycota; Pichiomycetes; Pichiales; Pichiaceae
Exons: 1
Coding region: 160-1512 (450 amino acids)
Biological process (GO): proteasome-mediated ubiquitin-dependent protein catabolic process
Cellular component (GO): proteasome regulatory particle, base subcomplex
Molecular function (GO): ATP hydrolysis activity; proteasome-activating activity; ATP binding
Source: RefSeq, a predicted model, not a curated record